AUGGAUGGACUAGAGCUUGAGCAGCUAUUACUCGACGCGCCUCAACUUGGUUCAUCUGCAAUCCUAAGUAAAAGAACUCGUGAUCCAAUAAUGUUAUUGUUUCAGUUGAGAAUCAUCGCAAGAGUGGAUGAUGAUAAUCUUGUGGAACUUUAUGAUGCAGCAGUAGAAGGGAGUAUACCAUCGUUGCAUGAGUUAUUCGGAGAAGAUCCAGAGGUUCUUGAUAAAGUUAUCGAGAUUAGUUGUUCCGACGAAACUACCUUGCAUGUGGCAGUACUGCGCGGGCAUGUAGAUUUUGUAAAAGAAAUUCUAGAACGAAAACCUGAGCUUGCUGGAGAGUUCGAUUCACAAUUAUCAUCACCUCUUCACUUGGCAUCGGCUAAUGGACACUUAGAAAUAGUGAAAGCAUUAUUGUUGGCCAAACCUGAGAUGCGCGGUUUUCUUGUUCAAGAUGGCAGAAACCGUCUUCAUCUUGCUGCCAUUAAUGGUCGAUUCAAUGUCUUAAACGAGCUGGUUCAAACAAGUCCCAAUGCAGCUCGAGCACCAUUGGACCAUGGAAAGACCAAUAUAAUGCAUCUAUGUGUGCAGCACAAUCAAUUAGAGACAUUGAAGCUAUUAGUGCAGAAGAUGAAUGAUGAAGAGUUCGCUAAUUCUAAGGAUGAGUAUGGAAACACAAUAUUACAUCAAGCAGUGGCGGAUAAACAAAUUGAGAUGGUAAAGUAUUUGCUCUCAAGCACCAGAAUAGAGGUACAUGAGGUCAAUGUCAAUAGAUUGACAGCACUGGACAUUUUAGCACAGAGUCGGAGAGAUGUGAAAGAUUUGGACAUUGGAGAAUCACUUCGACAAGCUGGAGUAUUAAGAGCCAAAGUGCUCUUAGGUGUACAUGCUCAAAGUACACCAUUGAUGAACGAUUUGCAACAUAGUGGCGGUACUAAUACUACGAGGGAGUGGCUGGCGGAGAAGCGGAAUUUGAUAAUGUUGGUGGUGUCUCUAAUCGCGACAAUGACUUUACAAACUGCUAUAAACCCUCCAGGAGGUGUGUGGCAAGAUGACUCAACCGAAAAUUUCCAGGGUAGCCCUGUGCCAAAUCCACACAAGGCAGGGGAUGCUGUAAUGGCUUAUAACCAUCCAGGACCAUAUGCAUAUUUCUAUAUUGCUAAUCUAAUGGGUUUCUGUACAUCUCUAACCACAAUCUUUAUGCUCAUUACUGAAUCCGCCUUCAAGAACCAAGCUACAUUUUGGGCUUUGAUUGGGAUCAUGUGCUUGACAAUUGUACCCGUUAUGGUAGCUAUUGCUGUUUCUAUUUCCGCAAUUACUCCAGAUAAGUUAGAAGAGAAAAUCGUUCAUAAAGCUGGUAAAGUUUGUCUAAUCAUGGGAUCCUGCAUUCUGAUGAUCAUUCUUAUCCUAGCUUUCGUAGCUAUUCGCAGACUAAGAAGAGUGUCAAGUUCAGUUGAUGUAAGACAUGGCAAGGGUGACCAAGAAGCUCCUCAAAUUUAG
Cornus florida is the source of this 1494-nucleotide messenger RNA. RefSeq lists its product as uncharacterized. NCBI's taxonomy places the organism in Eukaryota, Viridiplantae, Streptophyta, Magnoliopsida, Cornales, Cornaceae. Gene Ontology annotation, molecular function: protein binding. The coding region runs from base 1 to 1494 and encodes 497 amino acids. The transcript has 4 exons. The record is from RefSeq and is a predicted model, not a curated record.